AUGUCGGGGAAGUUCUUUGGCUUGAGCGACAAGGAGCGCGCGCUCUGCGCUCGCGAGAUGAAGAAUGAUGGGAAUGGGUAUUUCGGUUGGAAGAAAAUGGGAACAAUGGUCAUCGACCGCGAGGACACUGUUAACCAGUAUGAGACCUACAACAUCAGGAAGGACGAUGUCGUCGGGAACACGCCUCCCCUUCCCGCUCCUAGGCUGAUUAACGACAACAUGCCGCUUCUCGAGACCUACGUCCGCACGGCUCAUGGGAUAAUGAUGCUCCUGUUGACGCAGCUGAAUGCGCACCUGCAGCUGCCGGAGGGCACGCUCACCAAUCUCCACCGACUCAUGGCCGAGUCAGGUGACCACGUGAGGUUCAAGCGCUCCCCUCCUCAAGAGCCAGGGGCGCUGCACUCAGGCUCGCAUACAGACUUUGGAAGUCUGACGAUCCUCUUCAACUGGCUUGGCGGGCUGCAGCUCCAGAUGCCUGACAACAAGGAGUGGGUGUACGUCCGCCCCAUUCCUGGUUGCGUGAUCGUCAACCUCGGAGACGCGCUCGUCAAGUUCACAGCUGGGUUAUUCAGGAGCAACAUCCACCGUGUCCUGUCACCUCCGGGCGAGCAGUGCAAGCUCGAGUGGUACAGCCUGGUGUAUUUCAGCAGGCCAGAGGAUACGGUUGUGCUCAAGCGGCUCAAGGGAGGCUUGAUCGACCUCCAACCGUAUGUGGAGGGAGAAGACGAGGGGACGAACAGCAAGGAGUGGAUCUUGAGGCGUGGGUUGGCGAAUAAGAAGGAUAACUGGACCCCCGACCAGUGGGAUAAAGGCCGUGGCACCGAAGGGGAGCGUGAUAAGUAA
This is a messenger RNA of Dacryopinax primogenitus, 843 nucleotides long. RefSeq names its product Clavaminate synthase-like protein. Bases 1 to 843 code for a protein of 280 amino acids. The record is from RefSeq and is a predicted model, not a curated record. The transcript has 3 exons. Gene Ontology annotation, molecular function: dioxygenase activity. Lineage: Eukaryota; Fungi; Basidiomycota; Dacrymycetes; Dacrymycetales; Dacrymycetaceae.